UUAGCUAAUUAAAAAUAGUGUUACACAACGUCCCAUAAAUGGCGGAGGAAUGUUAGUGUAACCAGCCAACCCUAGCCCAAGAAAAAUGAAGAAUUAUCAUCACAGUUUGUGUUCUCUGAUUCUCCUACUUCACCUCACAGCCUCAUACCCAGCUGGAGAACACCAGGCUUAUAUCGUCUACCUCGGACGCCACAUUGGGCUGAAAACUACGCAAGAAAUUGAAGACGCUCACCACUCGUAUCUGCUCUCUGUAAAGGCUACGGAAGAUGAAGCCAAAGCGUCUCUUAUUUACAGCUACAAGAAAGUAAUCAAUGGCUUCUCUGCAUUGCUCACGUCUGAUGAAGCGGCCAAGUUAUCAGAAAUGGAGGAAGUGGUUUCUGUAUUUCCUGGACGCUCAAGAUCGGUUCAGACUACAAGAUCGUGGGGUUUUGUAAGCUUACUGGCGGGGGGAGGCCACUCCACCCACUCUCUUCAAGAACUUUGGGCUAAAGCCGGUUAUGGGAAAGAUAUCAUUGUUGGUGUCUUGGACACUGGUAUAUGGCCUGAAUCUCAGAGUUUCAAUGACAAGGGGAUGGAACCCAUUCCAAAGUCAUGGAGAGGAAAAUGUGUAAGCGGUGUUGGUUUUAACACAUCUAAUUGUAAUCGGAAGAUAAUUGGAGCUAGGUACUAUUCGAAGGGAUUCGAAGCAGCUAAAGGUCCAUUUAAGCACCAGGAGAACUACUUAUCACCAAGGGACAAGAAUGGACAUGGAACUCACACAGCAUCCACAAUUGGAGGCCGUAUUCUACCAAACACUUCAGUUCCCGGUGGUUUUGCCAUCGGAGUAGCCACCGGAGGGGCUCCACAUGCCCGCCUCGCCAUAUACAAAGUUUGCUGGAACAUCCCAGGCUCGUUUGGAUCCAUAGGCACCACCUGUCGAGAUGAAGACAUACUUGCUGCCAUGGACGAUGCCAUUACAGAUGGUGUGCAAGUGAUCAGCAUAUCCAUCGGUGGAGGCAGUGCCUUCCCAUAUGACGAAGAUGGAACUGCAGCGGGAGCACUGAAUGCCGUGGAGCAUAACAUUGUGGUGGUUUGCAGUGCAGGAAAUUCUGGCCCUACCCGUUCAACAGUCACUAAUGUGGCUCCCUGGAUCCUCACUGUCGCGGCAAGCAGCAUCGACCGAGUUUUUCCAUCGGCUGUUGAGCUUGGAAACGGCAUGACAAUCAAGGGACAAACAAUAACGUCUUUUACGAAACAGAAGAAGAGCAGAUUGAUUUUCGCAGGAGAUGCAGAAAUCCAUGGCAAAACAACAAAUAAAUCAACUGGAUACUGCCUUCCUGGAACCCUCUCACCUCAAAAAGUGAAAGGAAAAGUGGUGAUUUGCAACGGAGGGGUCAGUGCAAAUAGUUUGGAGGUGAAAAGAGCUGGAGGUUUAGCUGUGAUCGAAAUAAACACUGAAAAAGGAAUGGGAAUAGAUGUUCAAUCUCACGUACUUCCAGGAACAACUAUAUAUCAAAAAGAUUCACAUGGAAUUCUUAAUUAUGCAAGAAUGGAUAAGAAUCCAAUGGCAAAACUUGUUCCAGGCAAGACUGUUUUACAUUCCAAGCCCGCGCCAUUCAUGGCUGCCUUUUCCUCCUUAGGCCCAAGUCUCGUCCAGCCUAACAUUCUCAAGCCUGACAUUACUGCACCGGGACAAAAUAUCUUGGCAGCAUGGAGUGAGGCAGCCUCUCUCUCAGGUGUGGAAGGUGAUAAUCGGGUGGCUAAGUACCACAUCAUAUCAGGAACUUCCAUGGCUUGCCCACAUGUCUCAGCUGUGGCUGCACUUCUCAAAGCCAUACACCCUAAUUGGAGUAGCGCUGCUAUAAGAUCUGCUAUCAUGACCACAGCGACAUUGGAGAACAACGUUGGCAAACCAAUCACAGACGCUACUGGAAAACAGGCGAACCCCUUUAAUUAUGGGUCAGGCCAUUUUCAACCAAGUAAAGCUGCAGACCCUGGCCUUGUUUAUGAUGCCACAUACAAUGACUACAUUGCCUUCCUCUGCAGCAGUGGGUACAGUUCUAAAAUUUCACUUCCCUGCCCAAGGAACCCUCCCUCCCCAAAUGAUCUCAAUUAUCCAUCAGUUUCAAUUUCCAAUCUCAAUGGAAGCAUGACUGUCACGAGGAUUGUCACAAACGUUGGCAGAAGUAAGAGUGUCUACUCUCUAACUGUUGAGUCACCAAUGGGGUAUUCAGUUGAGAUAAUACCAAGAACCUUAUCCUUUAGUCAAUUGAUGGAGAAGAAAAAGUUUUUAAUUACAAUCGCAAAAAAAGGCCAUGUUGGAAAAAAUAUUAAGAAAGGGGAGUAUGCAUUUGGUUGGUAUAUGUGGAGCGAUGGGAUUUAUACUGUCAGAAGUCCAAUUGCUGUAGCUUCAGCAUAAUUUGCUACCGUGGGGCAAAUAAAAAUAAAUAAGUCAUAAUAAUUGAAGACGCUUGUUCUUCUA
Diospyros lotus (date-plum) is the source of this 2461-nucleotide messenger RNA. RefSeq names its product subtilisin-like protease SBT5.6. Gene Ontology annotation, molecular function: serine-type endopeptidase activity. Gene Ontology annotation, biological process: proteolysis. Bases 86 to 2398 code for a protein of 770 amino acids. NCBI's taxonomy places the organism in Eukaryota, Viridiplantae, Streptophyta, Magnoliopsida, Ericales, Ebenaceae. The record is from RefSeq and is a predicted model, not a curated record. The transcript has 9 exons.